CUGCAUUCAGAACAGUACUGAGGCGCUCACUGCAGGCAGUGCUCGCAAUUUGCAUGAGAGGUGCUCAGAAACUUAAUGACUUUCGAAUUUAUGUAAUUGACAAUAAUUGAUAGGAGCGAAACUUGUUGUACAUGAAGAUAACUUCUUGGAGAAAUGCCUAGUGCCACCUUUAUUUUAUAGCAAAGAGAAGCUGAACAGUGGAGGAACUGACUGGAGUGGAAGAGAGAAUUAAGAACUCCUCUGCCAGGUUUGUUCAGCAUCGAUCGAUGGGAAGGCAUUCCAAAGUAAACAAUCAUCAAAAAAACUCUACACCAAACAAUCGCAAUUGACGGACUUUCACAUUGUUAGAACAGGAAAUCCCCCAUAGUUGUUAAGUUACAACUUGCCAUCUUUGUAGAGUCGUAUCUCGAGGUUGAAUGGUGGUAACGAACUGAUCUAUUUCUACCAUACGAAGCAGGAAAACUUUCUCUUCACAUCGUAACAUGGCCAUGCUUCGCCUUCUGCUGUUGUCCGUGUUGGUGUUGAUGUUUGCCGGUUUCUCUCGGAUCGUUACCGGGCAGAGAAACACAAGAGCCCCGUUGGAACUCGUCAAUAAAGGCUACGUCAAUCUACUGAUUGGAAUCAACGAGAGAGUGCCCGAAGACCCAGCUCUCCUAGAUCGGAUUAAAUUUGUGUUUACCGAAACCUCCUUGUUCCUGUACCAGGCAACCAACCAAAAGGCGUACUUUAAAGACAUCCACAUUCUGGUUCCGGCGACCUGGUCCAAUUCUGAUGCGUAUUCCAACGUGGAUUGGCAGCGCUACGACCAGAGUGACGUCAUGAUCGAUCUGCCGAGUGAUGGCGGAAGUAACCGACCAUACACAAAUAAACCCACACAGUGCGGGGAGCCCGGAUUCUCCAUUAAUCUCACGCCAGAUUAUAUCUUGUCGCAGAGUAUAGCGGGAAGAUACGGCGAUUAUGACAAGGCACUAGUUCACGAAUGGGCACAUUAUAGAUGGGGCGUGUUCGACGAGUUCCCGCUUGAAAAUGGAAAUCAUUUUUACGUCAACGAAGAUGGCUCGAUUGAGGCUGUGAGAUGCGUCCGGAGCAUUACUGGUAAAAUGAUAAACCCCAAAAAUGGUUUUCUUGCGUGUAAAAUCAUGGCAAAUGGCAUGCCGGAACCUGACUGCCGUUUCCUGGACAACACAAACGAUGUGACGUCAUCAGGCUACACGGGAUCACUCAUGUACAAACAGUUUCUUCCUCAGAUAAGCACGUUCUGUGAGAAAUCUGGAAUCGGUAGCUUCGAAGGGAAUAAGCACAACAGAGAUGCGCCGAAUCUGCAGAACAACCAAUGCCAGGGAAAGAGUAUUUGGGAGGUUAUGCUGGAGCACGAAGAUUUCCGAAUAAGUGGCAAAGGGGAUAACUCUGUAAAUGGCGGAGGUGAAACUAGCGGUACCGAAGCUGGCGGAUAUAACCCGCCAAAGUUUACCACCGUGAAGAGGACGAGUAGCCGUAUCGUUCUCGUCUUGGAUCGGUCUGGAAGUAUGAAGAACCAAAGACUGAUACAACUUAGACAGGCGGCAGAAAUUCUCAUCACCCAAAUCCUGAGAGACGGUGAACAGCUAGGAAUUGUCGCGUUUAACAAUCGUGCACGUGUCAACUCGGAGCUACUGGUAAUCACUGAAGAUAACCGCCAGACGUUACUGAGUCUACUGCCCACUUUUGCUGAUGGUGCUACAAGUAUUGGAGCUGGAGUACAAGCCGGUCUAGAGGUUCUUGGUCGUAACGGUCCUGCAGCGGGGGGUAAGCUGCUAGUCAUCACCGACGGUGAAGAGAACAGAGAACCAUUGAUUGAAGAUAGUCUUCAUUUGGUGAAUGAGUCUGGUGUAACUAUAGACACUAUAGCUAUCGGACAAGACGCAUCGCCCCAACUUGAGCGUCUGUCAAACUCAACCGGUGGACAAGCUUAUAAUCACGACGAACGUUCCAACUCACUAGCUGAUGCUUUCAGUAAAUCAGCCACCACAGAAAAAUCUAUCACGUCAGUUCCAGUAUCCCUAUACAUGGAUUUCGUCCAAGUCCAAGCAGGCACUAAAUUCACCGAUGCUGUGUAUAUCGAUUCGACCCUUGGUAAAAACACUCAAUUCAUAUUCGGACAUGUAAGCAGAGAGAGCAUUUCAGUCGUAGUCACUGAUCCGGACGGUGUGAUGAUAUCAGACGGAAGCCCAGGGUACAACAGCAACAUAGACUUCCUGCAAAUUCGUGUUACAAUUCCUGGGGAUGCAAAGAUCGGGCUGUGGACGUUUCAAAUUGAGAAUAAACUACAAAAUGAAGAGAACGUGACAAUUCUUGUCCAGAGCCACGCAAGGGAAGGUGGAGAUCCGAUCGUUGUCAAUGCCCGGUGGGGUCUCGAAAGUGUUGUUCCACCACAAAGACAAUCCCUCUAUGUUUCAGUGGGAAAAGGAAACAUACCAGUUAUUCGCAGUGACGUCAGAGCUGUGAUUGACCGCCCGUGUAGUAACACCACCACUGUGACACUGAUACCAAAGGAUGAUGGGAUAGGUGCUGACGUCAGAAAGGAUGAUGGCGUCUACUCGACUUAUUUCACUGAUUUCUGCGGAGAGGGGAGAUACGGCGCUAAUAUUGAUGUGUCCAACAAUGGUGACGUGACAUCUAUAGUAUUCGGGAGUGUUAUCGGUUCUGGUGCAGCCUCUGACCCUGCUUUUGAUGACGUAGACGGCGAAUCAAUCCCGGAGCUACUUCAGGGCACCGGGAACUUCCAGCGAGUCACUGUUGGUGGAAGCUUUAAAUGUGAAUCGGCUGAUCUUUGCAAUGGAACUUUAGACAGAUAUCCCCCUUCCAGAAUAACCGAUUUAAGGGCCGAUAAUGUGGACAUCGAAAACAUGGAGAUCACACUGACCUUCACGGCACCAGGGGACGAUCUGACCAAUGGCCAAGUUUCGAGUUACAUCAUCAAAAGGACUUUAAACAGUUCAGAUCUUUUUGAUAACUUUGAAGCUGCGGAAGAGAUACCAUCUUCAAGUUACGUCACAGGUGACGUCAGCGUUACAUCAAAGGCAGGGGAAAGUGAGGUUUUUGUUUUGAGUGUCUCUAAAACUGGGAGCUUCAGUUACUAUUUCUCUGUUGUGGCUGUUGAUGACGAAGGCAAUCAGAGUGAGCCCUCUAACGUCGCAUCUUCAUCCGCUCGUAACUUCAGGAAAUUUCCACUCGCUCUCGUCGUUGGUAUAUCGGUAGGUGGCAUCCUACUCCUAAUAAUCUUGAUCGCUUUAGCUGCGGCUCUCUGCAGGAAAAAACAGCCGAAAGAAGCUGAGGGUGAUGUAUCAGGCAAGAUAGGCUCGACUGAGAAGAAUUUGAACCAUUACAGCACUGCACACGAAGAAGAGAAUCAAAAUGGGUCUUGGGCUGGAAAUACGGCUCAGGCCACAAAACCAACAGGGGUUGUAAAACCGGCUAUGGUCCCAACUAAAGGGGUUAAGGUGGCAAAACCGAAAGGGGCCACCAAAAGUGCUGGGGUUGCAUAUUUAGCUGGGCCAGAUAAUGGGGCAGGAGCCUUCGGAACUGCCCCUACUGAUGAUCCAGUGUAUGAUAACAUCAUAAGCCGGCGCGAUAAAGACCCAAAUUGGGAUCCGAAUCUGGCCAAUAAUCGAGAGGGGGGUGGGGCUCAUAUUAAGUCGGGUCACGUGCUCAAUGCUGUGUCAAUGUUCGAUAACAAGGGAUUUAGGCCGGACAGUCAGUAAACAUAAAAUGUACAACAUGUAGGUUUGCCUUUGGAAGACCUGCAUGUAUGGUGCCUUUAUCUGAAAAUGUUCCCCUCAAUAGUCGAGAGAUUUAAAAUUAUUUCAUUUAUUUCAUACUGAUGAAGGGUAAUGUACAGAUAUGUCGAUGAUUACAGGUCAUUAGUGAACAACAAACUUGAUUAUUGAAACUUAGUAACAGAGCAGAUGAAAACGGAGACAGCAUGGUAGGAACAAGUGAACUAAUGCUCUGAUAGUUUAGACAGUGUAGGCCUUCUACUCUCACCGUGUAUGUUUAUUGUAACUCUGUGAGACGAGUUUGUUUCUUACCAAUUAUGUUGCUUUUAAAGGUAGUGGACACUAUUGGUAAUUGUCAAAGACUAGCCUUCACAG
This is a messenger RNA of Asterias rubens (European starfish), 4130 nucleotides long. RefSeq names its product calcium-activated chloride channel regulator 3A-1-like. NCBI's taxonomy places the organism in Eukaryota, Metazoa, Echinodermata, Asteroidea, Forcipulatida, Asteriidae. The record is from RefSeq and is a predicted model, not a curated record. The transcript has 16 exons. Gene Ontology annotation, molecular function: protein binding. Bases 483 to 3740 code for a protein of 1085 amino acids.